CCGAAACCUCUACUUACGUGUGGUCUCUGCUGUGUCAGGAGCUUGACUCACAGAAUCCUUCGCUAACUCGCCACUUCACACUCCCCCAAUUCCGUUUACUUCUCUCUCUCCUCUUUUAUCAUUCUCUGGGUUUGCGAGAAUUUUGUCAUUUCGCCUUCUCAAGAUACCAAAAUUUUACACUCAUGUUUAAGAAUCAGCUUGGUUUUUGACUGAUUUUCUUAAUUUGUCUGGAGCUUCAAUCUCAACCUCAAGCCCAUGCGGGAAGCUCCGUUUUGCGAUUCCGUAGGUUAGUUUCUAGCGUAAAUUACAAGCCAGCUGGGAAAGCCUUCAGCGAGGAGUCUUGGUUGCAGCUCCCGGGGUUGUGAUUGUGACGAGAAUUUAGGGUUUUGGUUUCAUCUUCAUGCGGAAUGAAUCUGUUCUGCAGGCAUUCAGCGGACGGAGUGUGCACGAAUUGCACUCCCUCGCUGAUUUGCAGUAAGGGUACAAUUCUUUGCUGUAUGAAUUGUGAUGUAAACAAACAUAGAGCAGUGAAUCAUUCCUUACCAGGGGAAGAAAGUGGACAAGGUGGAAUAGGAAUUUUCUUCAAUUUCUAGAAACUAGAAGGAUUUCAACGCUUUUCACUAUCUUCCAGCCUGGAGUGAUACUACGUCGAUCAUCAUUACCAUGUCAUGUUAGGAUGUAACUCAAAUUUCGACUCCACUCAAUGCUUCAGAUUAACCGUUCUGGAGGAAUGGUCCUUACCUUUACCUCAGCUUUUCGGGAUAGAAUCAUCUAAAGUGGGCGCUGAACUGUAUGAUUUCUUUCGAAUCCUGUGCAUGUCGCGGUUCCUGCAACAUCUAGAUCACCAUCUUUUUGAUUGUUUCGAGCGGCAAGCGGAAUUGUAACAAAGAGUCACAUGCCGGUCACUAUAGCUCAAAACCAAAGUCUCAGAAUCAAUCUCCUGAUAUCCUUUUAAUCGUGCAUGGAAUAGAAUGGCUAGUAGAUUUUUCCUUGGACCCCAUUGACGUCAAGGUAUUUGAUACGGGAUUGCGACUUGUGUGAGAUGGUGUUAGUGAUUGAAAUAAGUGUUUUAAAUCACUCUCCUCUUGGAGACCACUUAACAGUGAAAAGUUUGUGCUGUAGCUGGUUCCUUUUGAAUUAUUGCUACGGCCAAUCUGGUGUCAUCAGAGUACAUCAAUAAAUCCGUGAAACGAAUUUGGGGCAUAAUGUAGACGCGCUGUGGGGUGGUCCCCGAAUAAGAUUCCCCUGCAUCCUUGGUGCAAUUCAAGGUGUUUUAAAUGUGCAAUUGUCUUCGAUAGGCUGAAGUUCAUUUUAUACCUGGUUCACCUCUUCAAGUCUGUCAUGAUGGCUGCAAGGACGGCCAACUUGAACAUGUAGUACGCCAGUCUAUUGGCACUUCUCAGAUGAGCAACUUUACUCCCUCCAGCAUGGAUAGAACACUACGGCUGCCUAUUCCACGACAUCCUCCGCCUCUUGUGAAUCUCACCGCCACGAGAGCUGAAGAUGUGGAAUCACGCAAUUAUGAGAAGUGGGACGUGCAUUCGAUUGAUGUGCUUCUCGAGUGGAUCGGAUCCCCGGCACACUACUCACAGCUGAAAAAUGCGGGACGAAAUAAUAAGGUGAAUGGUGGAGACAAAAAUGCUUUGCCUAAGAUGCGACUGAUAAAGUGCAUCGUGGAGUAUCUUCAAAGCCGCGGCAUUUCUAAAACCAAUAUACAGGUGAAGAACAAGAUAAAACACCUCGAAGACACCUAUAAAAAAGCUAAUGAUAUCAUUGUCAAACUAGGUAUGAAUAAUUCCGCAGUUAUGAAGGAUCCAAAGGUUAAGGCACAGGUGCUGUCCGCCUGUCCUUUCUGGGAGCGCCUUCAAGCUGGAAUGUCUGAGGAACCAGCAGUAGUAGUGCCGCAGACAUCCGAAGCGCAGUUGGACUUGUUACGUCCGCAGGUUCCUAGCGAGCCAGUGGAUUCGAAGCCUGUAGUAUUGGACGACUCAACCACCCACGUGGAAAAGGGUGGAGAUGAUGAGGAAGUUGAUUUUAGGUCGGGGAGUCCCGUGGAAAAGGGUGGGAAUACUGAGGAAGCUGAUUCUAGAUCGGGGAACCAUACUGAUUCUGGUGAAAAAGUGGAAAGGUCGGAAGAUUGUGUCCGUUCGUCUGGGCCAUCUCCUUCAACUCCAGUCCCAAGUACACCUGGAUCCACAGUUACGAAUCGCGGAUCAAUCAUGGACAACAUUCACGGCAAAAGUGAACCAACAGGGGGUGAACCGGCUCGAGAAUCCCCAGCCUCGAUUACACCCGGAUUGCAUUCGAACAAGAUGUCGAAACAGAGUGGAUCUGCAGGAGCGGCGUCCAGAAGAGCUGGAGCUGGUGGAGGAGCAAUUGGUCACAUCGAGGAGCAGCAAAGAUGUAAUCCUUGGAGCCAAUCUGGUGAAAACCAAACUGUUUCAAAGAGUUUGGAAUUCCAUCGCAGAGUAGGUGAAAAGAAGCUUCAUUUACAAGCUGAUUGGCAAAACAAGCAGUUUGAGAUACAAACCAAGCACUUGGAAAUACAAAGUAAGCAACUGGACGUUGAAAUUAAGAAGCUUGAUCUCCAACGGGAGGAGAUGCUUCUGCGGAGGAAGGAAGCCGAGAGUCGACAGCUGCAAUUGCAGUUGCAAAUUGAGCAAAUAAAAGCUUCGAAUAGGAAGAGGAGACGAGAAUCAGAUGUACACGUACAAGAGGAUUCUGGUUAGCCUUCGCUUGUUCUUCACUUAGUGAAGCCAAUGAUAUAGCUUGACAAUGAUGUAUGUUUCUAUUUGUGCAUGUUCCGCCAGAGGCUUCGUCUACUUUAUUAAAGUAUUCUUGUAAAAGGUACGGGUGCUGCUACCACUCCUGAGGGGUAGGAAUUACUUCUUCAUAGCCUCAUAUUUUAACUGGAGGUUAUGGUAUAAGGAUGACAUGACUUCACCUGUUGUGAAGUAUUAGAGUUUCUGAGCACCUAGCAAUGUAAAUUAUCAUCUUACUGUUCACUUAUUAUUGAGGAGUUGAUUGUGAUGCUGAUCCUUCUUUCAUGGCUUCUGUUGAAGUCUUCAGCUGCUUUC
This is a messenger RNA of Physcomitrium patens, 3077 nucleotides long. RefSeq lists its product as uncharacterized. NCBI's taxonomy places the organism in Eukaryota, Viridiplantae, Streptophyta, Bryopsida, Funariales, Funariaceae. The record is from RefSeq and is a predicted model, not a curated record.